AUGUCAUUUUCCAAGGGUGAUGCUAGUUAUCAAGAGUUUUCUUCUGAUAGUGUAACUCCUUUGAUAAGAAAUGGAAAUGAAGGCAAAAAAGUCACCUAUAAAGAUGCUGAUGUGGUGCUAAAGUUCUUAGAAGCUAACCAGGAUGAAACAAGGACUUUAAGUAUAGAAGAGAGUGAUCAAUUGGAUCAGAAAAAUUUCAAAAUUGUGAUAUUUCUUGUUAGUUUGGUUACAUUGGUAUUAUUCAUGGAUAAGGCAACUAUUGGAUAUACAGUGAUUUUAGGAUUAUAUAAAGACACUGGGAUUACAAAGAGUCAAUUCAAUAAUUUAAAUUCCAUUUUUUAUAUUGGUUACUUAAUUGCUCAAUGGCCAGGUCAUAUCUUACUUCAAAAAUUACCUAUUGGGAAAUAUCUAUCCUUCACUAUAUUAACAUGGGCCAUAAUUAUAUUCAUCACUUCAUUUGCACAAAAUUAUAAUCAGUUAGCCAUCUUAAGGUUUUUACUAGGUGCUUCUGAAUCAGUUGUAACACCAGCUUGUGAAAUAACAUUAGGGAUGUUUUUAGAUCCUAAACAACGAGAAUUUGCACAACCUAUAUUUUGGACUUCUACUGCAAUAGCUCCAUUUAUAUCAAGUUUUAUUGCAUUCGGAUUAUUGAAAACUGAAGAUUUAUUUGAUAUCUCACCAUGGAGGAUUUUCAUGAUUAUAAACUCAGUUCAAAGUGUCGUUUUAUCAAUUAUUGUAUGGUUUUGGUAUCCUGAUAAUCCUAUCAAUGCAAAAUUCUUAUCCACUAUAGAGAAAAUCCAUUUAAUCAAGAAAAUUCAAAAUCUAACCAAAUCAUCAACUGAACAGAAAACUAUCAAGACAUAUCAAAUCAAGGAAACUUUAAAAGAUCCAAUAUCUUGGUUAUUUUUCGGUCAAUCUUUUACAUUAAUGCUUUCGAAUUCUUUACAUUAUCAACAAAAUCAAUUAUUUGUUGAUAUUGGAGUUGAUUAUUUAGGCUCAUCAUUAGUAUCUGCAGCUGGAUCCAUUUGGAGUGUCUUGAUAUAUAUCAUAUUUGCCAUAGUCAUCAAGAAAUUCCCUAAUCAGAAUGGGAUCAUUGGUAUAAUUUGCCUAAUAUUACCAAUCACUGCAAGUAUUGCAAUGUGCAUCAUCCCAUGGGAAUAUAAAAAAGCAUUAUUAGCUAGUAUGAUUCUUGCAGGUUCAUCAAAAGGUGUUACUUAUAUUGUUGCAUUAGGUUGGAAUACAUCAAGUGCAAGUGGAUAUACAAAGAAACUUUAUAGAAAUGUAAUGUUUAUGAUUGCAUAUGCUGUGGCAAAUAUUUUAUCACCACAAUUAUGGGAUCCAAAAGAUAGUCCAAGAUAUAUAAAAUCAUGGGUAAUUCAAAUCAUAUUUGCAUUUGCAUUAAAUGGUGUUAUAUUAUGGAUCAUAAGAAUCAUCUUAAAGCAAAGAAAUGAAGAAAGAUUACAUCAAAUUGAUGAUCAAGAUUAUUUUAUAACAAAUGAUGAAGGUAUUGAAGAAAGAGUUGAUGUUGCAAUGUUGGAUUUGACUGAUUGGGAAAACAAAAAGUUUAUAUAUCCACUAUGA
Molecule: messenger RNA, 1581 nt
Organism: Hansenula ciferrii
Lineage: Eukaryota; Fungi; Ascomycota; Saccharomycetes; Phaffomycetales; Wickerhamomycetaceae
Exons: 1
Coding region: 1-1581 (526 amino acids)
Biological process (GO): L-cysteine transport; transmembrane transport
Cellular component (GO): membrane
Molecular function (GO): L-cysteine transmembrane transporter activity
Source: RefSeq, a predicted model, not a curated record